This is a messenger RNA of Dicrocoelium dendriticum, 3712 nucleotides long. NCBI's taxonomy places the organism in Eukaryota, Metazoa, Platyhelminthes, Trematoda, Plagiorchiida, Dicrocoeliidae. The record is from the annotation of a GenBank genome assembly.
GUAUUCCUGAUUCUAUACGCCCGCGAAUUCUCCGGUCCCUUAGUUGUCUCCGGUUUUAGCACUCUCGGUUUUCACGGUAGAGCGGUGUGUAGGUCGCGGUGGGCCUCUCAGUGAUUGUUUGCACAAAUCAAUCUGUUCCUGCUUGACUUUUCGGAUUGAAAACCCUGUGCGGAUGGGUUAAUUUUAAACCAACUCCUUCCAUGCCUACUAAUUUGAUCGAGUCUUUCUGCCAAGUUACGGGUGCUGAUGAGCAAACAGCACUUUCCUUUUUAAACGCCUGUAACGAAAAUUUGGACGCUGCUGUCAGCCUUUUCCUUGAUGACCCUAACUCCGUUUCUUCUGCGUAUGAGCAGUACCGUAGACCCAUCCCGCAACGCACAGAGCAGCUGGUUCCUGUAGAAAUACCUACUUUUCCUCUUCGAAGUCGACGCAGGGCUUUCGUUACUGAUGAUUCCGAUGAAGAGGAUUCAUCUGCGGCCGCCGCGGCUUUCGGAGGCCAACGUAUCUCCAAUACCUCGAGUGCAACUACACUUAGUGGUUACGUGUCUAAUUCGUCUUUAUCGGCACAUUCCGGCUCCUCUACCUCCCUACACACUAGUGGUACUUCAACUGCUACCUUAUCUACGUGUCCUGACCAAAAUGGGUCGCGUGAGAGUAAGGCGAAGAAGAGUGAUCAUCUUCGCCAAUUAUACCAACCACCGACGGAAUUGCUGUUCAAAGGCACGCUCGCGUCUGCACAAACAGAAGCUCUGGAGCGUAAACGAUGGUUGCUUAUCAGUUUACACGAUGAGGGAUGUUUCGACUGCCAUCUGUUGAAUCGGGACGUGUGGAAAGACCCGCGGAUUUACCAACUUGUCAAACGGAACUUUGUUUUCCUCCAGAUUCCUGUUGAUAGUCCAGAGGGAUUAAGCUACCAGAGUCGACAUUCUUAUGUCAAUUCGGCGUCUCAUAUCGCUAUUUUGGACCCGAUCACAAAUGAACAGAAGGUUAUGUGGAUUAAUUUGAAAGAUCCACAGAGUGUCCAUGAUGUCCUGACAGAGUUCCUGAAACGAUCAAGGAUACCCGGCGAUGUACAGUCCUCGACUUUUGACAUCCGUCAAAGCACUCGAGGGACCCCUACCGCGCGCUCGUGUGUCACUUCAACUUACCCCGCCAAACGUGCUCGGGUUGAGGAUAGAGUUAAUUUCACUGCCGGUCUGUCCUCACGUGUUGCCGCUGUGUCGUCACAGAUUUCGGAAGAACCCUAUUCCCAGUUCACCACCCUGUCGUCAUCAAAUUCACAUCUGACUGUUACGGGAUCAGUGGUACCCACUGAGGUACUGGAUUUAACCGAAGAGGAGCAGCUUCAGUUGGCUGUUGAAGCUUCCAAAACGGAUGCUGACAUUUUUGACUCCGCUACUACUGCUGCUUGUAGCGGCGUACCGCGCUCCAAGAGUAUUCAAUCCGAUUCAGAUGGUACGGACGACGUCGAGGAGAACGGAGUGACUAUCCUCUCCGACGAUGACGGAAGCCCUGAUUGCUUUAUUUGUGAUCCUGACACUGAAUUCGGCUCUGGUUUAUCGACAACGGCCUUGAUUACCUCUCGACGACCGCUACGCUGUGAUAUCACCACUCGUAUACCUUCUCCUAUAACUCCAACAAAUCGCUUCACGCUUCCCAUCGCUAAUUCCACUGAAGAUGCGGUCGAACUUGUUGUUAGAUUACCAACCGGUUCUCGCCAAAUUCUCCGGCUGUCUCCAACUUUGACUCUACAGAAUCUUCGAAGACAUUUUGAAUCUUGUGGCUUUCCAGACCGUCAGUACGAGAUUGUUCGCCUUUAUCCACACAUCAACCUCUCAGCACUUCCAGGACAUACCACACUUCGGGACACUGGUCUGGCCAAGAAAGACACAAUCUUUCUUCAGGAUCGCUGUUGAGCUGCUCGACCAAGCCCCACGGCAUCGAUUUUCCCAUUGCCUAUCACUCUUCCAAAUGAAAUGGCACCCUCAGGCUAGAUGUUUCCUCUCUUUCUUCUUCAAUGGACCUUCUUUUCUUGAUAGGCAUGGUCAUAUUCGGUGCACUUCCCACCUGUGUGUGGAUAUCGGCAUUCGCUAUCUGGCUACCUGCAAUCCCUGACUCUGUACAAAUUUUUAUUCCUUUUAUUGUGUCAUCUCCUUUGAUCUUCUUCCCACAGUUUCUGCAAACUCACCAUCAUCUUUACGGAUGCCGUUUACCUAUUUCACCACGAUCAGAAUUAUCUUGCUUGCCGUUCUGACUGGAUGUACUUGUUCAGUACAGCAAAACCAGUGUUUCAUUGUAAUGCGUCUUUUGGUCUCAUCCAACACCCAUGGUGCCAGUUCUUAUUCCUACAUGGAGUUCGUCCAUUAUCCAUAAACUAGUCUGAGUUCUCUGUCUUUGCGCACGGUGUGUGAUCUUUAGUACGCCCAAUUACACCUGCCGUUGUGCUUGGUAUGGUAAAUGAGAAACCGUCGUGCUUUUGUUUUAACCAGGAUAGCGGCGAGCCGAAUGACCAUCUGUAUCCUGUUUCUCUCAACUGCCUGGAGUUCACCAAACACUCCGAUGCCAUUUAUUAUGACUUUCCAUCCAAAAUCGGGACACUGGAAGCCUACGUCCUUGUUUGCAUGUUCGUCACAACUCUCUCAAGCGAACAGCUUUUACGCCUUGUCCGGCCUUUGUACAUAUUAGGUUUUUUACUUGCAUUGCACUCGCUUGCUCACCGAAGCAUCCCAAUACCAUGUAGUCUAUUUAUGAUUCACCCCUUGCUUUUAACAUAUAGUUCUUGCUCACUAGUAUGGUGUUGAUUUGUUUUCGUUCGCUUUUUUACGCUACUAUCCCAUCGAAACAGCGGUCCAUUUGGGUCAUGUUGUUUACUGUCCUUCAUUCACUUUCUGAUUUGUCUGCAUGAUCUGGUUGAUAUGUGAUUUCAUCUGUCGACUCACUUCUUUCGUCCUCGUGACACAAUAAACUGGUGUAUUCCCUUCUUUCAGCUUACACUCGCGGUACAGCCAUACACUGUGGCAGCGACAGCAGUGUGACGCAUGAGUUUUGUCAUGUCGACUUCGACGUUUGUGAAGACUACAAUGGUCCUCUUGGAAAGCACAGCCGGCACUGGAUAUCGCAUCGUGGGAUUUCGGACGAAAUUAGCCAACACUCGCAAAGAGAAGAUCUCCUUUGACCCCCUGGUUCAGCGAAACGUGCUGUUCCGUGAAGUGCGCAAAAUCCGUUCACUGAGAAAGGCCUCAAUUUAAGCAAGCUGCAUAUACGAACGAUUCUGCUGUCUGUAAUUUACCUUGUUUUAUUCAAUCAUUGCAUUUUUCCAGUAUUACAACACCUGUUCACACUCCUUACUCUUCUCGCUUCUUAUUUCAUAGUGUGUAUGUGUGUGUGGCAUGAUCAAUUGCACUACAUCCCCAUUGUCCGCUGUAGUGCGAUGCUGUAUUCAACCGUAGCUUCUUGCGUGAUAGUGGACGGCGUUUGCUGUUCGCCUCUAUCUCUAAAUGUGGACCUUUUUUGUUCUAUACGCAACGCUGUUUGUUUGGUGCUGAGGCAUUGCAGCCUGUUAGAAGGACUCACGCACACUAGUCGUUGACAGCUGACAGUUCCGCCAACUGUUGUCUGUUUUUCUCACGUUAUCGACUGCUUGACCUAUUGAUUUUUUGCUGUACUCUGUUCGUUCAUACAUGUUAGUUUUCAAGACAGCUCGUCCACAUGC